GGCAUAUCAGACCAUUGACAUUCUUUUUUCAACUGACAUUCUUUUUCUUCGUUCUUUUCCAUAGUAUAUCCAAUCAUUCAUUACCUCCUUCAAUUCUUUUAGUGUACAUUUUCCAACGGACUAUUUUGUAAUUUAUUAAUGACCAAGAUGAAAUCAUUCUUUUUAACUCUGGCCACGGGCUUUAUGCUCAGUGGUAUGGGCCUUGCGUUUCCAGUGGAGGGAACUGAUUCUCAAGACCCUGGCUUUCUGGCCUUCCUUUCCAAGCGAGCUACAAUAAGUACAGACAACACUUGCGGAAAUUCAUUCGCAGGAGCAAACAAUAGCUAUUCUUGUGACGCUACUGUAAACACGGGAGGAUGCUGUUCCGCCUAUGGAUAUUGUGGAAACACAACUGACUACUGCGGAACUGGCUGCCAAACUGCCUUUGGAACUUGUACUGGGGCAACAGUCCAGCCGUCAGAGAACACUUUCACAUGUGGAGCAAGCAAUGGGGGACUUUCUUGCACUGGAGGACUUUGCUGUUCUACGUCGGGAUAUUGUGGAAACACAACCGAUUAUUGCGACGUAGGAUGCCAGUCUACAUUUGGAGCUUGUAACACUGCUGCUGCCGAGCCAACCACAGGAGGAACUUGUGGUCCAAACUUUGGUGGUGCAACUUGUGGAGGAAACCAAUGCUGUAGUGUUUCCGGAUACUGCGGAACUACCCAAGACUAUUGUGCCGACCCAGGAAGUUGCUUACUUGGAUAUGGAAGAUGCGACUCAGAUGCAACGCCUGCCGGAGCAUCAACUCUUAAUGUUGCAAGACCAUUGAUGGGACCUAUCACCUAUACGGAUGAUAUCUAUGACUGCGUGCAAACUAAUGUCGUAGCCCUUACCUACGAUGAUGGCCCAUACAACUAUACAUCCGAUCUCCUCGAUAUCUUGAAGUCAUAUGGUUAUCAAGCGACAUUUUUUAUCACCGGCAACAACAAUGGAAAAGGAGAGAUCGACACCACCGCUCCCUAUCCAUCUUUGAUUCAACGUAUGAUUGCCGAAGGACAUCAAGUUGCAUCCCACACCUGGAGUCAUUACUCUCUUUCAAAUAUUUCACACGACCUUCGAAUGCAACAGAUGGUAAAGAACGAGAUGGCCUUCAAUAACAUCAUCGGAAAAUGGCCAACUUACAUGAGACCUCCUUAUUCUGAUUGUACUGAGGCAUCAGGAUGUUGGGCAGAUAUGCAAACCCUAGGAUACCACAGAGUCUAUUUCGAUUUGGACACUCAGGAUUAUCUAAACCCCCUGCCAUCGCAAAUUCAGAAUUCCAAGAACAUUGUGCAGAAAGCGCUUGCUUCAACAGCCGUUCAAGACUACCUUUCUAUUCAGCACGAUAUUGUACAGCAAUCCGUUGGCAACCUUUCCACCUAUUAUUUCGAUCAAAUCAAGGCCAGAGGAUGGAAGGGCGUUACCGUAGGUGACUGUUUGGGUGACACCGAUAGAACAAAUUGGUAUCGCUCUCUCACCUCCGGUUCCACAACGUCAUCUUCUGUCGCAGUCUCAUCUCAAAGUACUUCUGCAACCGCAAAGACCAGCGGCACAUCAGCAACAGUCGCUACAACUGCCCAAAGUUCUGCUGUAUCUGCGACCGUCACAACUUUGAGAUCCACAAGCACUGCUCUUAGUUCCGUGAAGUCGUCCACGAGCUCUGUAAAGAGUUCAUCGACGGUCAAGCAAUCGACUUCGGCGACUGUAGCGACGCCAACGAAAGCCCCAACCCCAGCGGCAACAUGCGCUGUAACAGUGGGAAAAUGGUGUGGCAAGGUUACUCCUUUCAACACCAUGUUGACAUGCCAAAAAUCAGCCGCUGCCUGUUAUGCAGAUACCUUGAAAUGCGCUACGACUGCUGGCUGGAAGAAUCUCUCCAAAUGCGCUGCUUUCACUAAAAUUUGCGAAAAGCUGCCACUUUAUUGUCUGAAAUGCGUCAAAGCUGGUUGUUCGAAUACCGCUUUUGGUUAUUAAUAGAGUGCAAGUUGUGAGACUCAAUGGGGUGACGGGCGUAUAAAAUAGUGGGGCAGGAUGAGUGUUCGCGAAUUUGGACAUAUCUGUCAUGGUUUAUUGAGGCGUUUGAGUAUCAGAAUAUCUGAAAUGUCGUAGCGUUGGGAUGGCAGCUAAUAAAUUGUUUCCAAUAUAUUCUUCAUUCAUGCAAUCUGUUUUGAACACGAUUGUUACAAGAUAAUUGCGGCUUCCCGUGUCUGUACGUACGCUCUACAGAACCGUAACAAUUGAUACAUUCAAUCAGUCAAAACCAGACAAUGGAAACAUUGAAAGUCGAUUCUGAGAAUUGAUAUCAAUAUCCAUUUUUGUUUUUAUUUGCAGUGCCAAAUGAAUCGAGAAGUUAAAGUAUUCCGAAUAUUCUAGUUGCUUUUGGGGGCAUGCACAGUGUUUCCCAUAGCCCAAACGACGAAUUAUUUUAAAAUUCUAGUUUUGAAUUUCUCA
This is a messenger RNA of Botrytis cinerea B05.10, 2472 nucleotides long. RefSeq lists its product as hypothetical. NCBI's taxonomy places the organism in Eukaryota, Fungi, Ascomycota, Leotiomycetes, Helotiales, Sclerotiniaceae. Gene Ontology annotation, biological process: carbohydrate metabolic process. The record is from RefSeq and is a predicted model, not a curated record. The transcript is spliced from 3 exons. Bases 139 to 1995 code for a protein of 618 amino acids. Gene Ontology annotation, molecular function: chitin binding; hydrolase activity, acting on carbon-nitrogen (but not peptide) bonds.